This is a messenger RNA of Zychaea mexicana, 1510 nucleotides long. RefSeq lists its product as uncharacterized. Lineage: Eukaryota; Fungi; Mucoromycota; Mucoromycetes; Mucorales; Lichtheimiaceae. Bases 101 to 1510 code for a protein of 469 amino acids. The transcript is spliced from 2 exons. The record is from RefSeq and is a predicted model, not a curated record.
CUUGCUUUGAUUCUUUAUUUUCUAUUUUUCACACAAACAUGUCUUGUCUUCACGUUUCCCUUUUCUCUUUUCUCUCUUUUUCUUUGUUUGGAUAGACAUCAUGCGAGAACACGGUGCGAAUCAGCACCACUCUUUCGAGAUGCGCAGACACACUUUACAGCCAGCAAUACCUUCUUCUUCUUCAGCAGCAGCAUCAGCUUCACAAGGACGACGAAAGUCAACCCCUAUGACGAGCGGUGGCGGGGUUGAUCGUCGUAGUCGUCGUCGGUCGUCGCCACACCAUUAUGAGGAAAGACACCAACGACGACACCAGCCAACAGCCGUACCACUGCCACCCCCACAAUUAUCGAUUGCGGAACAGUUUAUGUCGUCAUCGUCGCCGUCGUUGUCGCACAAUGGCACCGGGAGCACGGAUCGAACAAACAUUGUCGCUACCAAGAAAAGAGAAGAGACACCACGCCUUUCAAUUGCUGAACAAUUCAUGUCCCAGAAAGAAAGAAGCGCGACAAGGCAACAGGAGAAAGAGAAAGAAGCAUCGAACGAUGAUACCAAUGAAACUGCAGUCGAGAACCUGGCAUCAUCCAUAGUGCGGUCCACGUCAGCCUUCAGCCGGCUGUUUGCAUCCUUCCAUGUGGGGAGCAGCAGCAGCAAAGUGUCGGACUCACGGCUUUCUCUAGAGUUAGAGUCAGUAUCAACUCGAUCGACGUCGGAUGCUCGUCCUGUAGCCAAAUCUGACCGCCAUCGCCGACGCCACCAGCAGCAGCACCACCACCACCACCAGCAGCGGAGUGUACGCCCUCAUCUACAGAAACAUCAGCAGCACCAGUGCCACUGUCAAUGUAGCAACAACCUCUACAACAACACCACGAAAUAUCUCGACAUAGAAAAAAGCAUCACCCAGGCAGUGCAGGAACAAGACGACAAAGCCACCAAUGCUUCCCGUCGAAAGCGGAAACGACGCACUGUCUGUGUUAUCACAACGUUUGCCAUUCUAAUGGCUGGUGCUAUCACUACAUUUCUGACUUGGCCACGCACACCGCUAUUCCGCAUUGACGGCGCAUCGCUUUUACAGUCACCCAGUAUCACGGAAACACACUUUACCAACGCUGGCAACGUGGCAUUUGAAAGUGCCUGGUCCGUCACAGCUUCGAUUGACAAUCGGCAAAACUAUAUCCCCUUACAUUUCACGAUGGAAACUGUCGUCAAGAGCUCGGGCACAGUCAUCGGUCGCCACCUUCAGCAGCAGCAGCAACAAGAGGGGCAGCAGGUUGAUUUGCCAGCACGCUCUAUAUCCCAAGUCAACAUCCCAGUCUACAUUGAUUACGAGGCACGUCAAGCGUCGGAUCCAAUUUUUUCCAGUCUGCGGCGGGCGUGUGUUGAAAUUUCCCAUGAAGCGCUGCAGCUGCAGUUUUGGAUCACGAUUCAUAUCGCUGGGCUUGAAUGGACAAGCUAUAAUCCGAGCAUCGUCGCAACGCCUGCAACAGGCGGAUUGCUCUGUCCUACCGGUUGA